Messenger RNA from Salvia hispanica, 2067 nucleotides. Its product is annotated as putative protein phosphatase 2C 12. Gene Ontology annotation, biological process: protein dephosphorylation. Lineage: Eukaryota; Viridiplantae; Streptophyta; Magnoliopsida; Lamiales; Lamiaceae. Gene Ontology annotation, molecular function: protein serine/threonine phosphatase activity. The record is from RefSeq and is a predicted model, not a curated record.
AAUGAAACAUUGGAUUCAUGACCGUCCCCUCUAAAAUUAGUACCAUCAAUUUGCCGAACAGCAUCUUCAAUUUAGCUCUCUCUCUCUCUCUGAGAAUUGAGAUUCGGUUGAAUGCACAAGAAUCGAUUUUUCUGCACCCAACGACGCCGGGAUCUGCGUUUCAACCCAACAACGGAUUUGUGUUGAUUGAAUCCGGUGGAAUUGGCAGUGAAUAAGAGAAAAGAGGGGUUUUGUUGUUCUGUAAAAAGGGAUUUCUAUUUAGGGAUUUGGUGAAGGAAAAAAAGGUUGGGAGGGAAAGGGGAAUCUGUUAGUGUUAGGAAUGUUGACAAAGAGUGGCGACCAUCAGACGGUCCCUUUAUCUGUGUUGCUGAAACGGGAGCUUGCCAAUGAGAAGGUUGAGAGGCCGGAGCUUACGCACGGCCAGGCCAGUCAGAGCAAGAAGGGCGAGGACUUGACUUUUAUCAAGACCGAAUGCCAACGGGUUUUGGGCGAUGGAGUCACCACAUAUUCUGUUUAUGCGUUAUUCGAUGGUCACAAUGGAUCUGCAGCUGCAAUCUAUUCGAAGGAGAAUCUCCUAAAUAAUGUUGUGAAUGCUAUUCCACAAGAUCUUAACAGUGAAGAGUGGGUAGCAGCUUUGCCCCGAGCUUUAGUUGCAGGGUUUGUGAAAACCGACAAAGAUUUCCAGGAAAGAGCCCAAACUUCAGGAACAACGGUAACCUUUGUAAUAAUUGAGGGAUGGGUCUUAACCGUUGCUUCAGUUGGCGAUUCUCGUGGUGUGCUUGAAUCAGCUGAAGGGUCGAUAUAUUAUCUCUCAGCAGAUCAUAGACUUGACUGCAGUGAAGAAGAGAGGGAACGGAUAACUGCAAGUGGUGGUGAAGUUGGACGCCUUAAUACCGGAGCUGGCACAGAGAUUGGUCCAUUGAGAUGUUGGCCCGGUGGCUUGUGUCUUUCACGAUCCAUUGGUGACUUGGAUGUCGGGGAGUACAUAGUUCCCGUACCUCAUGUGAAGCAAGUCAAGCUAUCAUCAACUGGUGGGAGGCUUAUUAUCUCGAGCGACGGUGUUUGGGAUGCGUUAUCUGCGGAAACAGCUUUUGAGUGUUGUAGAGGAAUGCCACCGGAUGCUGCAGCCUCUCAGAUUGUCAAAGAAGCUGUACAGGUGAAGGGGCUUAGAGAUGAUACAACGUGUAUUGUUGUAGACAUACAACUUCCCGAGAAGAACGAGCCGCCAAAAGUACCCCCUAAGAAGCAAGGGAAACGAGGCAUAAAGUCCAUGUUUCGGAAAAAGUCGUCAGAGUCGACUUCUCUCCCAAGCAAGGAAGAACACAUUGAGCCAGAGAUGGUGGAGGAAAUGUUCGAGGAAGGAUCGGCCUUCCUAUCGGAAAGGUUGGAUUCGAAGUACCCGGUGUGCAACAUGUUCAAGCUGUUUGUAUGUGCGGUUUGUCAAGCGGAGAUAAAACCGGGAGAGGGCAUUUCAAUACACUCGGGAACAGCUGAUACGAAAAAGUUACGGCCUUGGGACGGCCCCUUCCUCUGCUCGAGCUGCCAAGAGAAGAAAAACGCCAUGGAAGGGAAAAGAGCUUCCGGAGCUUCAAGAUACAGUAGUGGAAGUGACUAGUCGAUCUCGUUCAUCCCUCAGAAAACGAGUGCUCAAACCGAUUAUAACUGCAAAGGCCGUUGCAUGACAAGAUCAAAACUACCAUCUGUUGCUAUAAUCUAAUAGUUGGAACCCCUAUUGUGAAUAGCUAAGACGAAGGCCGUGUUUUUUACUUUUUUUGGGUUUGGACUUGAAGAUGAAGAUGAUCAACGAACCCUAAAACGAGUAAGUCUUCUUGUGUACAAUCGUCGUAGAAUAUACCAGAGAUAACUUAUUUGUUGAUCGAGUUCAUUAUUUACUCAAAUACACUCUUUCCCCUCACAUAGCUAACAAGUGAAAAGCUAUCACCAUUGUAAUAUUUGUCACAUAGAAUGUUUUAAUAGGGUUUUACUUUGUCUUAGACAACAUUUCUUGGUGUAACAUUGUUUUAUAUUCUUUCUUCUAUGAUUAAAGAAGCCAAACAUUCACAAUUA